Mya arenaria is the source of this 2893-nucleotide messenger RNA. RefSeq names its product translation initiation factor eIF-2B subunit epsilon-like. NCBI's taxonomy places the organism in Eukaryota, Metazoa, Mollusca, Bivalvia, Myida, Myidae. Gene Ontology annotation, biological process: biosynthetic process. The record is from RefSeq and is a predicted model, not a curated record. The transcript is spliced from 16 exons. Gene Ontology annotation, molecular function: guanyl-nucleotide exchange factor activity; translation initiation factor binding; translation initiation factor activity. Gene Ontology annotation, cellular component: eukaryotic translation initiation factor 2B complex. Bases 12 to 2075 code for a protein of 687 amino acids.
GCAAAAGCAAAAUGGCCCCCAAAUCCAAGUCUGGUGGUGCAAACGCAGAUUUAAAGCAAGAAGACAUUCUACAGGCAGUGGUUUUUGCUGACAGCUUCGACACAAAUUUUUCACCUAUUUCUGACGAUGUUCCAAGGGCCUUGUUUCCACUGGUAAAUGUAGCCCUGUUGGACUACACAUUGGAGUUUCUAUGUUCCGGGGGUGUACAGGAAGUGUUUGUUCUCUGUUGUCACCAGGCACAGCAGGUUAAAGAACACCUCAGAUGUUCACGCUGGAAUGAAAAAACCUCACCCGUGAAUGUUGUGCCGAUCAUGUCGGAGGGAUGUCUAUCCAUGGGUGACGCCCUGCGUGAUAUUGACGCCAAGAAUCUCAUUCGGAGUGACUUCAUCCUCAUAUAUGGAGAUUUGGUUUCCAACAUCAAACUGCAGUCACUCGUGGAAGAACACAAACAGCGUAAGGAAAAAGACAAAUCUGCCAUCAUGACUAUGGUGUUUCGACAGGUGCCCCCAGGUCACGCGAGCAGGUGCCCCGAAGAUGACAUCAUAAUUGCCGUUGACAACCAGACACACAACGUCAUUCACUACCAGCGGUUGGCAGAGUCAAAAAGCAAGGGAUUUGAGUUUCCUGUGGAGGUGAUGACAGACCAUCGUGAUGUUCAGAUUCGUUACGACCUGCUAGACUCAAACAUCAGUAUCUGUUCACCACAAGUGCCGCAGCUGUUUACAGACAAUUUCGAUUACGAGACACGCGACAGCUUUGUACGAGGGAUACUGAUUAAUGAAGAGAUUAUGGGUAACACAAUACAGAUGCAUGUAGUGAAGGAUGCCUAUGCCGCCAGAGUGUCUAGUCUUCAGAUGUACGAUGCCGUGAGCCAAGAUAUCCUGAACCGAUGGACGUUUCCCUUUGUGCCGGACAGCUGUUACCGUCAUAACAAUGACAGUAUAUCCUACAGCAGACACAACAUUUAUCUCAGCAAAAAAGUCACACUGGCAAGGGAUAAUCGACUUGUUGAAAAUGUCAUGUUGGGGAGUGGUUCCACUGUAGGAUCUAACUCGGUGAUCUCCCAUUCUGUGAUAGGCAAGAACUGCACCAUAGGUAAUAAUGUGACAAUCGAGGGAUCAUACCUCUGGAAUAAUGUCACUGUAGAAGACAACUGUGUUCUGAACACGGCCCUGGUCUGUGACAAUGUUACUUUGUACGAGGGCGUCACCCUGUGUCCUGGAUGUGUCCUCUCAAAAGAUGUCUCAGUGGGUCCCAAGGUAGAGCUCCAGUCGGGCACCGUAGCUGUGUCCAGUCUGCAGGAUGAUUUUGGGGAUGAAACUGACGCCCCUGAUGCCGGCACUGACGCAGCUUUUGGCAGCCAAGGUCAUGGUUUUGUGUACAAAGAUGAUGGGGAGGAUAGCGAUGUUGAGGACAUAACACAUCGGAUGUGGGGUGUUAACGUGGAAACAGAGUCAAGUGAUGAAGAAGAUAGUGUUGGAAGCGAUGACAGCGACUCUCAGCCAGGCAGUCUACCACCUGAUGUGCCAGUCUACUACACAGAGAUGCUGGACACCAUACAGAGAUCCAAGGAUGAAAAUAUCAGCUGUGAAAAUCUUAUAUUAGAAAUCAACUCUCUCAAACAUGCAUACAACAUCUCGAUCAAGGAGCUGACAGGCCUUGUGGUGAAGGUUCUUCUAGAACAGCCCUUUUCUGAAGAUCCUAGUCUGUCAGGACCCACAGCCCUUAUUGCUGUCAAAAAGAGUUUGACCAGACACAUUGCUGUACUGAGAAACUACAUUCGAAACGAGGAAUCCCAGUCUCAGUGUCUGGUGGCUAUAGAGGUGUUUGGAGGCUCCAGCUCUGCCCACAUGCCUCUGGUGACCAAGAUCAUCCACUUCCUGUACGAAGAGGACCUCCUUCUGGAGUCAUCAAUCCUCAGAUGGUAUAAAGCAGGGCCACAGAACUUGCCGGAUAGCGAUGACGAAGAUUUCGAGGAACGAGAUAAUAAACAUGCAGAGAUACGUUUACAGGUGGCGCCACUUAUAAAGUGGCUGGAAGAAGCUGACGAGGAAUCUGAAGAUGACGAGGACUGAAGACUGAGGCAUUGAUUCGUUACUCCAUAAAGCAACAUCAGUGUCUUUGCAGUUUUUUUUCAAAAUAAUCUUGGAAAGGUGCAUUACAAAAGUUGAUUCUUUGGAUAUCAAUGACAAUAGAGGAUGUUGUUCAUAAAUCUUUGAAACGACACCAGUGUUUUUGUGAAUAGUGCGUUACAUUUAAGUAAUCCUCUUUUAACAGAAGGCGAUGAAUAUCCAGGCCACACAUGUUUAAACUGAGGACGAUGAAUUAUUGAGGCCCCCAUUUGUAUAUCUUUAAAUCUUGGACGAUAAAUUAUCAAGGCCCCCUUCUUGGGGGGCAAUGAAUACUGAGGCUACCGUUUGUUGACCUCUAAACAAACAGCUGAGUGUUUUCAGUUUAAACAAGAUAAUAGUAGUACCCAUCCUUGUUCAAUAUUCCAUGAUUGGUGCGUUACAAUGGAGAAAAAAACAUUAUAAAGUUGUUUAUAAUGUAAUAGACAUUGGUCUGCAGUAAAACUAAGGUUCCUCUUUUUGAAAAGUGCUAAGUAGGUCGGCAGUUAAACUAAACGUUGUCUUUCUUUUUUAGCAAAACUGAAUGAACACUUCCAUUUAUUCAUUAAAUGUGAAACACUGUUAGACAGCCAAAUGUGAUAUUGUUAUACAUUUUGCACAGACAAAUGGAAAUAACUUUUAAGAGUUCUAUGUGACUUUCCUGAUUUCACAUAUACAUUUCUACUGAAAUUCUGCAAUAUUGAGUAAUAUUCUGUUGAGCUGUUAAUUAAGGAAAAUGUUGUAACAUGUUGGUGUAUAUGGUGCAAUUAAAUGAUAAAAUAUGC